AACCCAUCGGCUUCUGACUUGCACUGAUUCCUGCUCUUCCCCAAUCCUAUCCGUUGCCCUUUCCCUCUCGCUCGUCUUCGCACAUUCAUCAUGGCCGACUCUUUGACUGAAGAACAGGUCUCCGAAUACAAGGAGGCCUUCUCUCUGUUCGACAAGGAUGGUGAUGGCCAGAUCACCACCAAGGAGUUGGGCACUGUUAUGCGCUCGCUGGGCCAGAACCCCUCCGAGUCCGAGUUGCAGGACAUGAUCAACGAGGUUGACGCCGACAACAAUGGCACCAUUGAUUUCCCCGAGUUCCUGACGAUGAUGGCCCGAAAGAUGAAGGAUACCGAUUCUGAGGAGGAAAUCCGGGAAGCUUUCAAGGUCUUCGAUCGCGACAACAACGGGUUCAUCUCGGCCGCGGAGCUGCGCCACGUCAUGACUUCCAUCGGCGAGAAGCUCACCGACGACGAGGUCGACGAGAUGAUCCGUGAGGCGGACCAGGAUGGCGACGGCCGGAUCGACUACAACGAGUUCGUCCAGCUGAUGAUGCAAAAAUAAACGUAUUUCCUUUUGUCCUGUUCGUGCAUUGAUAAGUGAAAGGGGGAGAGGUGGGGGCCAAGAAAUUUAUUCCAUCACAUCCCAUCUCAUGCUUUUGCCGUUGUCUGUAGUCCUGGUCUUUGACUGCAGAAUACCCUGCGGCUGUUCUGGCUAUGCGUAGCCUCGUGGGAGGUGCACCUUGGUCUGCCCCGGGGAAGAGUAGAGUCGGAUCUUAGAUUGUGAGCCGAGUGGGUUAAGAAGAUGUCCAGGUGUCAGUUAGAAACCAGACCAAUUCUUGACCAGCCCGAGCUCUUUCUUGUGCCACCAUUUCCUUCCGAUUUCUUUGAUCCUUGUCCAUAUUGCUUCACUUGCGUUACCCUGUCUUUAGCCCGUCCAAUGAUUACUCGUAGCUUUGGCUGCACUGACGAAUGAGGCUGUGAUGUUUUUAUUA
Messenger RNA from Aspergillus steynii IBT 23096, 970 nucleotides. Its product is annotated as calmodulin. Gene Ontology annotation, molecular function: enzyme regulator activity; calcium ion binding. Lineage: Eukaryota; Fungi; Ascomycota; Eurotiomycetes; Eurotiales; Aspergillaceae. Gene Ontology annotation, biological process: spindle pole body organization. The transcript is spliced from 6 exons. Gene Ontology annotation, cellular component: central plaque of spindle pole body. The record is from RefSeq and is a predicted model, not a curated record. The coding region runs from base 91 to 540 and encodes 149 amino acids.